Molecule: messenger RNA, 2730 nt
Organism: Stylonychia lemnae
Lineage: Eukaryota; Ciliophora; Spirotrichea; Sporadotrichida; Oxytrichidae
Source: the annotation of a GenBank genome assembly
AUGCUGCAGUCUAUAUAGAGCACAUAAUAUCCCUAACUAACUUAGAGGAAAUAUGGAACUCUAAUGGAAUAAAAAACAGCUGGAAAUGCCACUGAAUUCUCUGAGUCCAAGACAGUUAUUCUUCCCUAGGUGGAUAAAACAUCUGUUGACAUUAAUGUUCAAUCUAUUUCAUAGCUAAAGAUGAACGAAAAAUCAACUAAGGAUUAUAGGAAUUAUAACGUGCCUCCCACUAAUAGUAUCAAUGGAAUGUAAAGCAUCACGCCAUUUAAUUUAACUUUGACAAAGAGAGAGCAUAUGAAUCAAACAGUUUCUUUAAGUGCCAAAAUGAACCGAGGGGAAGCUAUUUAAAAGAUAAGAGGAGUUUCACAUCAUAGAUCUGAAUAAAGUUCAAUAGAUCUCUAUAGAUUGAAAAAUCACUCAACAAUAGGCGAGCAUAUUUUGGAGCAAGCUAAUGCAUAAAAAGAUUAAAACUAAAAUCAACUCAAUUCUGCGAAUACAACCAUGAGUCUAAUGAACCAAAACAGCAACAUUGGUUUCAUUAAUUAGUAUGAUAAGGCUCUGAAGAGUUUUGGAAAAACAUCAAAGAAAAAUUAUGCGGAUUUUAUACAAUCAACUGAAGCAUUAAUGAAUAAUUCUACUAAUGCUUCUGUCGAUAAUUACAGAUUAAAGCAAAAGUAGAAUGACCAGUAUUCUCAAUAGAUUAAGCAGCUAGAAUAAAAAAUCAAGCAGAGACGAAAUUAAAUAUUAAUACUUUAAAAAGAAAAUUAAGAAAAAAUUAGAACAGUUCACCAUUAGCUUCAACUUAGGGAUAGUUUAUAGUAAAAGGUUAUCUCUAAAACAAGUUCAAAUGCCUUUGUUAACUCAAUGUAAGAGGAUAAUGAAACUGAUUUCAAUAAUUCUAAAUUCAUACAAACUAUGACAUAAAACUAGUAAUCUACAAAAGAUGAGACUAGAGUUCAUUCAAUGUAUACGAAUAUAAUGUAGACAGAUAUGGAGAGAGAAAAAGGGCUAAUGAGCAGCUGUAUUGAAAAUGCUAAAAUUAAUUAGCAAAAGAUUAAUGAUGAGCUUCUUGCAGUUAGAGAGGAGAAUAGGAAUCUUAAAACAAAUUUGAAGAGAGUCAAAGAAAUGAUGGAUAAUGGUAACCACAGAAAUAAUGAUAGCAACCUUAAGAAUCAUGGAGGGGAUAACGCAACAGUCAUAAGUGGUGGAGAUAAUUUCAGCUAAUAUACUAGCACAAUGGACUUAAAACACAAAAAAUAACCUAAGUCUAAUAAUUAAUCUACAUCUUAGAAAAACUUGAGUAUUGCAAAGUAGUAAAACUAAUUUGUUGAUAUUAUAAAGUUUGAGAAGUUUACAAUGUGUGUUCCUAAUUUAUUCAAAAUUGAUAAGGCAUUUGAUUUUAUGAUGACAUUUUUAGAUGAACUAAAGAAUAUAUUUGAGUGUUAAAAAGCUACACUUUUUGUGAUAUCAAAGAACCUCUAUCUUUAGCUUAUUGAGAGUGCUAGCAAAGAUAAGUAGAAAUAUGUUCACUCUGUUGAGUAUUGGGAUUCUUAAAAUAUAGAGAAGACAUAAUUGAUUGCUAUAUCAAGAACAGAGAAAGAACUUUGUGAUAGCAUGCUAUUCCCUAGUGUCUAAUUGAUUACAAGAGAAACAAUCAGAAAAGGAGAUCAGAUGGGGAUAUGUGUUAGAUAUCAUAAAAAAGAUGGGGAUCUUAGCUGUAUCAUUUAGUUAGAGUAUGGAUCUGAAAAAGCGGCUGGAGAUGCGAAAACAUAAAGACAGCAAAAGUAAACAAAAGCGAAAGGGCUGCAAUUUAGCGUGAGUGAUGAAAAUACACUUAGAAUCAUAAGCACCUUUAUUUAAUUGAAACUUGAAAAGCAUAUAUUGAACAAAGAGGCUAAAAGAAAAUACUAAGACAGGUUAGAGGCUGUUAAUAUGGCUAAUAGGAUUUGCAAACUUAAGACAUACAAAGCGUUAAUGAAAGGAAUGCACAGAGAACUAACAAGCUUCCUCUCUUGCAAGGAAUGCGCCAUAAUGUUUUAUGACUAGGAAAAGAAGAAACUAUUUACUAUAUCAAUGGAUUAAAAUGAUGAGGACGGUGAGUUGCAGGUAGUUAAAAGAGAUGCUAAAGGCAACGAGGAACUUAAGAAUGAUAUAAAGGAUUUGAGUCUUACUGAGAAAUAGCUUAUUUGGUAUCCAAGUACAAUGGGUCAGACAGGUUAUGUUUUUAAGAAAAAUACUUAUCUUGUGUAGAAUGAUGCAAGAAAACGAUUCAUUAGCGUACAGCAACCAGGUAGCUAGGAUAAUGGAUAGCCAUUACCUCCAAUCAAUGUGGAAUUUAUGAGUGAUUUGGAUAAUUCAAUCGGAGUGAGAGUAUUGACUAACUACAUGAUUGGGGCUUUGUAAGGUGGAGAUGUAAUCAAACCAAAUGGUUUGGUUCAGAUGUUCAACUUUAAGGGUGUAAUAAACAAGGUGCAAAUUAGAAGAUAUGAGGCCAUGUCAGGUUUUUUAGGUGGAUGCUUGGCAAAUAUCGCUGACAUAUCUAGAAGUAUUACUACCAUGAUUGGAAUUCAGCUUGUGAUGGAUGACACUUCAAGUAGUCUAGUUAUUGCAGAAAACAGAGUUGAAUAAAGUCUAGCAGAUAUGAGAAAUAUUUAUGUCCCUAUUGACGCAGCAAAGAAAAUGUGUGAGUAUCUUGAAAGUUUCCACAAUAAUCUCUCAGUUAGCAAAUGA